GCCCGUGUGCGCGUGCCCGCUGGUGCGCCUCGGUGUGUGCACUGACAGACCGGAGUGGAACACCGACACUGAACCGAGAACAACCGGGAACAAAUGGGACGGACCCGUUCUUCAAUCUACGGUCAGCGCGAGACACAACCGGAAACGUUACGGACCGACAGAGAGCUGCGGGCACGACCUUCUCCGGUGUGAACCCGGACAGAUCCCGAUUCUUUACCUGCUUCUUCUUCUGCUUCUUCUUGUUCUGCUUCUUCUUCUGCUUCUUCUUCUUCUUCUGCUUCUUCUUCUUCUUCUUCUUCUUCUUCUGCUUCUUCUUCUUCUUCUGCUUCUUCUUCUUCUUCUUCUCCCUCCUCUUCUUCUUCUGGACACAUGAAGCUGCAGGAAGCAUCAAACUGACCUGAGCAGCUCGUCUGACAGGUUGUUGGGCUCCUCGUCAUUAUGCCGUCCGGGUUGUGGCCUCCCUCUUUCCUCCUCCUCCUCCUCCUCCUCCUCGCGCCGUCAGGUGAGUCCUCGCUCUCAGCUGACAACACCUCAGGGGAUCUUCAGGAGGUGAUCCUGGCAGCCAUCUUGCCUCUCACUAAUACAGACUAUGCGUGGGCAUGGCCUCGCGUGGCGCCGGCACUCCACCAGGCGGUGCAGCGGGUGAACUCUGACCCCUGGCUGCUGCCGGGCCUAAAGCUUCGGCUCGUUAACGGCAGCUCAGAAAACCGCGACGGCUUCUGCUCGGACUCUAUGGCACCACUGGUUGCUGUUGACCUCAAGAUGUCCCAUGAUCCCUGGGCCUUUAUCGGCCCCGGGUGCGACUAUUCCUCCUCGCCUGUUGCCCGCUUCACAACCCACUGGGGGGUUCCCAUGGUGACAGCCGGCGCCCGCGCUAUCGGCUUUGAUCUCUACGCAGCGGUCACCAACACGGGCCCCACCCACAAGAAGCUGGGUGAAUUUGGCAACAGGAUCCAGGAGAAGUUCGGCUGGCGGCAGCACGCCAUGCUCAUCUUCAGUGACAACAAGGACGCCAACGACGACCGGCAAUGCUACUUCGCAAUAGAGGGAUUGUACACGCAGCUAGGCAACCGCAACAUCACCACCCGAGACCACGUCAUCCAGGCUGACGUCAACUUCAAGUCUCUUGUGCAGGAGAUCAGAGAGCAUGGCAGAGUGGUGUACCUGUGCUGCUCCUGGGACAUCUUGAGGAGUCUGAUGGUGCAGUUCUGGAAGGAGGGGGUGGAUUUGAAGGAAUAUGUCUUCUUCUUUAUUGAUCUGUUUGCUGAGGGUUUGGGGGGGCGAGGCCCAGUCAGACCCUGGUACAGAGGGGACCAGGACGACUUCAGCGCCCAACUCGCCUUCAGGAGUGUGAAGGUGUUGACGUACCUGGAGCCUCAGAAUCCAGAAUAUCGUCAGUUUGUUGAAACUCUGAAGACCGACGCAAAGAAAUUAUUCAACUUCACCAUCGAAGACUCUCUGUACAACCUGAUCGCUGGAGGCUUCCACGACGGAGUGAUGCUCUACGCUCACGCUCUGAAUGAGACUCUGAGCGAGCACAGAGGACCGGGGGUUGUCCUGAGACCGGAACAGGACUUGGUGACCAGGAGGAUGUGGAACAGAACAUUCCCAGGAGUGAUCGGUGUGGUGGAGAUGGACGAGUUUGGGGACAGAGAGAUGGACUUUGCCGUCUGGGACAUGACGGACGUCGACUCUGGAGAGUUUCAGGUGGUGUGUGUGUACAACAGCAGUAUAAAACAGCUGCUCAUGCAGAGUGGGCGGAGCUUCCAGUGGCCAGGUGGAUCUCCGCCUCCAGAUGUUCCGGACUGUGGCUUCAAGAACGACAAACCGUCCUGCCUCGCACGUACAGUUUCGAUGCAUCAGAUGGUUGCCAUAGUGAUGUCUUUCAUCUUUGUCAUCAUCGUUACGGUGACCAUCUUUAUCUGCAGGAAGUUGAAGCUGGAGAGCGAGCUGGCAGCUCAGCUGUGGAGAGUGUCCUGGGACGAUGUCCAGAUGAGCAACCUGGAUAAAGUCCUGAAGAGAGCCUGCAGCCGACUCACCAUGUCUCUGAAAGGAUCCAACUGCGGCUCCCUCAUGACCUUGGAGGGAAACUUCCAGAUCUACACCAAAACUGGAUACUACAAGGGAAAUCUAGCUGCCAUCAAAUAUAUCAACAAGAAGCGUAUUGAGCUGACCAGGAAGGUUCUGUUUGAGCUGAAACACAUGCGUGAUGUCCAGAAUGAGCACCUGACUCACUUCAUCGGCGCCUGCAUUGACGCACCGAACAUGUGCAUCAUCACAGAAUACUGCCCCAGAGGCAGUCUACAAGACCUGAUGGAGAGCGACAGCAUCACUUUGGACUGGAUGUUCAGAUACUCUCUCAUCACUGACAUCGUCAAGGGGAUGGCCUUCCUCCACAACAGCGUCAUCGUCUCCCACGGCAACCUGAAGUCUUCCAACUGUGUGGUCGACAGUCGCUUCGUCCUGAAGAUCACGGACUACGGUCUGCAGAGUCUCCGCACCUGCUGCUGCCCCGAGGACACACACGCUUAUUACGCACGUAAACUGUGGACGGCUCCAGAACUGCUGAGGUCCGACGGCCCCCCCCCCGGGGGAACUCAGAAGGGAGACGUCUACAGCUUUGGGGUCAUCCUGCAGGAAGUGGCUCUGUUGAGAGGAGUCUUCUACCUCGACACUCAAACCCUCAAUCCUAAAGAGAUCAUCCAGGCGGUGAUUCGGGGUGGUGCCCCCCCCCUGCGUCCCUCCCUCUGCUUCCACAGUCACAGCGAGGAGCUCGGAGUCCUGAUGCACCGCUGCUGGAGCGAAGAGCUGAGCGAGCGGCCGGACUUCAGCACCAUCAAGAUCCUGCUGGGGAAACAACACAGAGGUUAUGGUUCCAACAUCCUGGACAACCUUCUGUCUCGGAUGGAGCAGUACGCCAACAACCUGGAGGAGCUGGUGGAGGAGAGAACGCAGGCGUACCACGAGGAGAAACGCAAGGCUGAAGCACUGCUCUACCAGAUACUACCACAUUCAGUCGCUGAGCAGCUGAAACGAGGUGAGACGGUUCAGGCUGAAGCUUUCGACUCUGUGACCAUUUACUUCAGCGACAUUGUCGGCUUCACCGCGCUGUCUGCUGAGAGCACGCCGCUGCAGGUGGUCACUUUUUUGAAUGACCUCUACACCUGCUUUGACGCCAUCAUCGACAACUUCGAUGUUUACAAGGUGGAGACUAUUGGCGAUGCCUACAUGGUGGUGUCUGGUCUGCCGGUGAGGAACGGUAAAUUCCACGCUCGGGAGGUGGCCCGGAUGUCUCUCGCCCUUCUGGACGCUGUGAAGAGCUUCAGGACCCGACAUCGAGCGAAUCAGCAGCUGCUGCUCCGCAUCGGCAUACACAGCGGUCCAGUUUGUGCCGGUGUCGUCGGGCUGAAGAUGCCCAGGUACUGUCUGUUUGGAGACACGGUCAACACAACGUCACGCAUGGAGACCAACGGAGAGGCUCUGAAGAUUCAUGUGUCAGAAGCGACUCGUCAGGUUCUGCAGGAAUUCAGCUGCUUCACAUUAGAGCUCAGAGGAGAAAUCCAGGUGAAGGGGAAAGGUCCAAUGAGGACGUACUGGCUGCUGGGAGAGGAAGACAACUGACACAGGAAGACAACUGACAGAGGACGGCAACCGGCAGAGGACAACAUCUGACAGAGGACGAUACUGACAGAGGACGACAACUGACAGAGGACGAUACUGACAGACGGAGGAGAUGUGGAUAGAAACAACUAGCUGGUGUUGGCCCCUCCCUCCUCCUCUCCGAUUGGACAGUUACCUCUGAUGUCAUUGAAACAAACAGACAGAAGAAUGUUCCGUGUUAAUAAAUCAAAUGUUGUGUAAAUACAAAAUGAACUGUAUUAUGUUUGUGUCAUUUUUGUUGAAACUGUAAACUCCGGGAUAAAAGUUCCAAAUCAGCUCUUUUUUAUGUUCUGCUGAUUAUUGUUAAAAAAAAUUCCAGAAAACAUGGAGGAUAUAAAAAGUCAUAAUUUACGAUAAAGUGGUUCAUGAUAAUCUUCAGAGAUCCAAUCAUCUGUGUUUGUUCUGUCGUUUCAAACUAUGAAGUCAGAGACACUUUGAUUGAAACAUGCAGGUUGUGUUCUACUCUCAUUUCAAAUCACUGGACAGGAAACUUUAGUGUUUUUAACCAUAAAGUCACGACGGCGUCACAUUUGACAGAAGAUAUUUCACUGGUUGUCUUUGAUUUUAAUGUUGUAGUAUUUUAAGCUGCAGAUGAUCAAUAAAGUUUAUUUAAAUCAUAA
This is a messenger RNA of Hippoglossus stenolepis (Pacific halibut), 4280 nucleotides long. RefSeq names its product natriuretic peptide receptor 1a (gene npr1a). Lineage: Eukaryota; Metazoa; Chordata; Actinopteri; Pleuronectiformes; Pleuronectidae. The record is from RefSeq and is a predicted model, not a curated record. Gene Ontology annotation, cellular component: membrane. Gene Ontology annotation, biological process: cGMP biosynthetic process; protein phosphorylation; intracellular signal transduction. Gene Ontology annotation, molecular function: guanylate cyclase activity; protein kinase activity; ATP binding. The transcript is spliced from 22 exons. The coding region runs from base 439 to 3621 and encodes 1060 amino acids.